Crotalus tigris (Tiger rattlesnake) is the source of this 3529-nucleotide messenger RNA. It is a transcript of the gene FOXN4, whose product is annotated as forkhead box N4. The coding region runs from base 91 to 1668 and encodes 525 amino acids. The record is from RefSeq and is a predicted model, not a curated record. The transcript has 9 exons. Gene Ontology annotation, biological process: regulation of transcription by RNA polymerase II. Lineage: Eukaryota; Metazoa; Chordata; Lepidosauria; Squamata; Viperidae. Gene Ontology annotation, molecular function: transcription cis-regulatory region binding; DNA-binding transcription factor activity, RNA polymerase II-specific.
AGGGCAGGGCAGGGCAGGGCGGGGGCGCCGCUUUCGGCCGAGGGGGCUGGAGAGGGGCCCGGCCGGGAGUCCCCCCGCCUCCCUGCUGAAAUGCUGGAGAGCUACCCGACUGCCUCUCCCCGGCAGGCCAUGCUGGAGAGCGACCCCCCCUUUGCCAUGUCCGGCCUCGUCGGGAACCCGGGACCGGCCCGCCGCCCCUCCCCGCCGGACUACAGACUGUUGGGCUCGGACCCCUCCCGUCUGAGCGAAGAUGACUUCCCCGGCGAUUUGCAGUCUCUCUCGUGGCUGACCUCCGUUGACGUCCCUCGGCUGCAGCAGAUGACCAACGGAAGGAUGGAUUUUGGCAUCACUUCCCAGAAUGUGGUCCUGCAGCAGACAGGUGCCAUGCACACCUCGGGGGCUCCAAGAGCGACACCUCACGUACAAGCCAGCGCGUCUCCAAACAUUCUAGGAGUUAACACCGUCUCGCCCCACGAAAGCAACAUAAGUCCAUAUGUGGUGGGGAGGCAGUCAUCCCCCAGCCUUCAGCUGCAGCUGGCCCCGCUCUUCCCCACUCCCUCCUGCCACACCCAGCAGAUCUUCACCAUCACCCACAGCACACAACAGUGCAAUCCAGUGACCAUCUACAGCACCUCUUAUGGCUCCCCCGCCCACUUUCCCCAGCCCCGCCUGGCUCCUCACGCAGCCCAGGAGCUGCACACCAAGCAGUACCCCAAGCCCAUCUAUUCCUACAGCUGCCUGAUCGCCAUGGCCCUGAAGAACAGCAAGACGGGCAGCCUCCCUGUGAGCGAGAUCUACGGCUUCAUGAAGGAGCACUUCCCCUAUUUCAAGACAGCCCCCGAUGGCUGGAAGAACUCCGUGCGGCACAACCUGUCCCUGAACAAGUGCUUCGAGAAAGUCGAGAACAAGGCGAGCAGCUCCUCACGCAAGGGCUGCCUCUGGGCCCUCAAUCCCGCCAAGAUAGACAAGAUGGAGGAGGAGAUGCAGAAGUGGAAGAGGAAAGACCCCGCCGCCAUUCGCAGGAGCAUGGCAAACCCAGACGAACUGGACAAGCUGAUCACUGACCGCCCUGCUGGCUGCAGGAGGCCCGGCAAGCUGGCGGAGGCCGAAGUGUCCAUGCGCAGCCACGGGGCAGCGGCUGCUCAGGGCCACCUGCUGCAGGUGCAGCCCCAGCCGAUGAGGAUGCCGUCCUUGCAGUCCGUCCGGCUUCACCGGCAGAUCCAGCCCCAGGCGUGCUUGGCCCCAGACUCGCCGGCCCCUGCACAGACACCCCCGCUUCACGCCCUUCCUGGCGUCCACCACAGCCCCCUCCCUCACCACCUGGUGAGCCGCAGCCCCGAUUUUCUCAACGUGAUGACUGACCUGAGCACUGAGGUGGACGCCCUCGAUCCCAGCAUUAUGGACUUUGCACUCCAAGGGAACCUCUGGGAGGAGAAGGAGGAGGACGGCUUCAACCUGGAAUCCCUGGGUGCCUUCAGCAACUCCCCCCUGGCGCUCUCCGACUGCGACCUGGUGCCUGCCAGCCUGCCCCCUGCCCCCAGUGCCAGCCACCACUCCUUUGCAGACUUGCAGGUGACGGGCCUCUACACAACCUACGCCACGCUGGAUGCCGUCUCCCCCACACAGUACCGGAGCCCUCAAGGGAACAAACCCAUCGCUCUGCUCUGAAAGCCCCAUUACACCCGGACUGGGCAACCUUGUCGUGCUCGCAGACCCCCCCCAAGUGAGUGCCAGGUCUUGUGGGGGUCACGCUGACUGUGUGAAAACCAGGCCUCCCCCAUUUUCAGCCUAUCAACCAAGGUUGCAAGACCACCUUAUGGUCUUGAGAGUACUAAACGAAAGCAGCCUGCACUCUUAAGACAAAAGCCCAUCUUUUAAGAAAUCCGGUGGGGGUGGGCAGCUUCGACACAGACCUGAUUUCGCUACUGGACUGGUAGGAAGCACGCAGCGUGCUUCUUCAUCAGAACCUAGAUAGCAUUUUAAUUUAUUGUGGGAUUUUUUUGGGAGGGGGGAGGGCAGCAAGAACAGAAAAGUAGCCUUUCUCAGAAGAGCAAAAUCAAAAGGGGCUAGAAAAUUUAAAUGAACUCUAUCCAAAGGAAAUAUGAAAUAUACACCCUCCUCCCCAGGUGCUCUUAGUUGUCCAUUAGGUUUCUGAUGCUCUCUGAGCUCAUCAAAGCCCCCUUGCCCAAUUCCUUAUCCGAAGGAGACCCCCGCCUCGCCCCCUUGCCUUGAGAUCAGCCAAGCCUCUCUUCUUUUGGCUACAUCUUUUGGGGGGACUUUUGGGACUUUGUGUCUUGAUUAAGCUCUUAUUUGUUUCCUUCCUACUGGUAAGUACUGUGAAAUUGUUCCGAGCCCCCCCUCCCCUCCCACCUCCCCCGUCGCUCAUGGCUGCCCUGCCUGUCCAGUCCUGCUUUCCAGAGGUUCUUCGGGAGCUUUUCCUCAGAUUCACAGCUGACUCCGGCUGAAUUGUCUACCUCCCAGAGUCCUCUUUCCAGGCCUCGGAAGUUCUGCACGAGAGAGGAAUUUUAGUCCUAGACAUACCCACUAGGCCCGCCUCCCCUCCCCUCGCAGGACCAUUAACCCUGUUUCGAGCUUUGACUGUAAAAGUUGCAGACUGGAAAAAGGAUGUUUUUAAUAGCAAGAGCAGAAAAAGUCCUGGGUUCCAGGAUAAAUGAUAUACUAAAUGAGAAUUUUUUUUACCUUGAAUAGAUUAUUAGGAUUAACAAGCUUACUAUAGAUUUUUUGAAAAAAAAAAUACUAGAGAUUAGGAUUAGGAAGUUUGUUGAUUCUUGGGCUAAGCAGUAUUACUGUUUGUAAAUUUUAUUUAUAAUUUAUUUUUAUGAGAACAAAAAGGGGAUUUUUAUGCUCAGCACUGACUUUUGAAAAACACUGUAAUAUUUUUUUACUUAAUUAUUCAAACUGCAGCAAACUGUUUUAAAAAUCACCAGGAUACUUUGGACAUUUUUAAACUCCAAUUUCAAAAGAAGCACUUUGGAUGUACUCACUGUAGUCGUAACAUUUUCUGUGAAAGACCAAGCCUAGUUUUAGGCAGAAAGCUUUUCUACAACUGACAUAAAAAUGUUAUUUUUUUUUGCAGCUCAGCCCUGAACAUUUACUUAGAAAUAUAUCAUGCAUUAAUCUUUGUUUACUGUUUGUUUUAAAAAUAACCACUAAUAGGAGAUGCUGCACAUUGCAGUUAAGACCUUCUGAUUUAGCAUGUAAGCUAUCAAUACCAGGUUAACUUUGAUUUAAUAUUUAUUUUCAAACACCUUUUUACUGUGAAUAGGGUUUUAAUCAUUUCUUCUGUUGUCUCAGAAUUGCACCUACUUCAGUUUGAAAGAAAUGAGGCCAAACAAUACUGUUCAAGAAAAUUGCAUGUACCCCUGAAAGUGCAAAGGCUCUCUUCACCCUCCAGGUCGCCCUGGAGAUCUUAGCGAAGGGGAGCCGAGUUCCAUGGGGACAGCACCAUUUUCUCCAGCAAAGCCCAGGGCCUUUCAAGUAUGCUGUUCCCACGACAGCCUUCCCCAGG